Molecule: messenger RNA, 2274 nt
Organism: Exophiala dermatitidis NIH/UT8656
Lineage: Eukaryota; Fungi; Ascomycota; Eurotiomycetes; Chaetothyriales; Herpotrichiellaceae
Product: tyrosine-protein phosphatase
Exons: 1
Coding region: 1-2274 (757 amino acids)
Biological process (GO): protein dephosphorylation; negative regulation of MAPK cascade
Cellular component (GO): cytoplasm; cytosol; nucleus
Molecular function (GO): protein tyrosine/threonine phosphatase activity; MAP kinase tyrosine/serine/threonine phosphatase activity
Source: RefSeq, a predicted model, not a curated record
AUGCCGGUCGAGGUUGCCUCGAUAUUGUCGACGCCAUUCCCCUCGGUCAUGUCAGUGGUGGGACAAGCAAAAACCACCUUCGUCGAGGAUAUGGCAGAUCCAUCAUUGCCUCGGACCACACGGGGCCAGUCUCAGUACACUGUCACAACCGCAAAGCCCCCUUCAGAGACGACCGACUGCUCUUCACGUUCUCUCCACCACCGUGACAGCGUCACCUCCAUCACGACCGCAUCAACCGGAUCCUCGCCAGCGACUACACACUCCACAUUCGAUUCUCCCUUAAUCCCGGAUCCUUCUCCAUCGUCCUCCCCCGAAUCCGCAUCAUCCAAUCUUCCUAUUUUGCCGUUCAGAAACAUAAUGGUGAAAAGUCCACAAGAGCAGGUUGUGGAGUUCCAUCGUCCUCAAGCCGGUCCGGUGACGGAAACACUCAAUGACUUGCCAGCCAAACCAGGGAUGAUGCUGGAGGAACCAACCAAGAAUGUUAAAAACUUAUCUCUGAACAUGGAUGCCGUGGUCCUACCCCGGCCGGCGACCUCUCACGGUUUCGAUCCGUCGCACGCCUUUUCCGCUCCACCAUCCCCUCUGAAAGACACACCUCGGUCAGGCAGGAGAAAGCCGACCAAUUUGACCAUUCGGACCCCGGGCUUUCAACAACAGACGUUCUCCAAGACGCUGGAUGUGCCCCUUACCUCUGAGUCGCGGCCAGGCUUGCAUCACUUCCAAUCUUCUCCAGCUCUGGCGUCGUUAGCGUCCCCAAGCAAACCUCCGCCCCAGGGCCUAUUUUUGCACUUGCCACCGUCCCAUAGCGUGACUUCAGACCCGAAAUCUGGAUCCAGCAGUUCUGGGCAUUCCGCUGGUGGGGCUCUUCCAGACUUGAAGGAGGAGGACGAGUUCCAUUUGCAACGGUCUCAAGAAACUCAAGAAAAGGGCUAUCCGAAAGGACCAGUCCUCAUCUAUGACGACGGCGUCUACCUCUAUCUUGAGCCCACAGCGGAAGAAGCUAGCAAUUUUGAUACGGUUAUCAACGUGGCGAAGGAGAUUGGUUGUCCGUUGGAGAUCAAACCUGAGGCACCACGGCACAGUAUCUCAGAACCACAGACUGCAAUCUCCGAGAUAUCGUUCAAAUCUGCCUGGGAGUGGCCACGCCCAAGCGAUGUUGAGACACCCGUUGAGACACCAGUCACUCCUAGGCAGAGAGGCCUGCUCCAGAAAAAGCAACCUGAGUACCUCCAUGUCCCAUGGGAUCACAACUCGGAGAUUCUGGAAGACCUCUACACCCUCUGUCGAUUGAUUGAUGAGAGAGUACGAGCUGGGAAGAGGGUAUUGAUCCAUUGUCAGCUGGGGGUCAGUCGGUCGGCCUCACUGGUGAUCGCGUAUGGCCUCUUCAAAGGAUACCAACCGGAUUUUCAUUCCAUGUACAUGACCGUGAAGCAACGGAGUCAAUGGGUUGGGCCGAACAUGAGCUUAAUCUAUCAGUUGACUGAUUUCCGGUCGAAAGUGGCCAAGGGAGCAUACGGGGACCAUACCUAUAAUCCUUCGCCGAGCUGGUGGAAACUGCAAGCACAGGAAUCUCCUGUCAUGGACACCCCAAUCGCCAGACAGACUCUCUGGGAAAGGAUUCCACCAAGCAUUGAUUGCCUGAAGAUGCCGGCCGCUGCGAGCAAGCCUACCAUACCAUCUGCAGCAAGAGUUCGGCCACCCUUGAGGGUAAACAAGACUCUUCCGCCUGUGCCUCUAUUCCCCAAGCAAGAACGAAACAACCUGGCCACUCCAGUCACCGCAACCAGUAGUGUGGACGACGCUGGAGCGCAAACCGACCAAGAAAGAACAACUCUUGCAGCCACGCCGCUCAGACGAGACAACAGCCCUUUGCGAAGUGUUCCCCCCAGGCCGUUGCCCUUCCGUGAACGUUUCGAAGGGAUUGUGGAAUCCGUCGUGGCGGCGCCCAAACCUUCUAAGUCACCACGGUUGGGACUAUUUGCCAGCUCGCCCAAAAUGGACAUUGCUUCCCAUGAUGUUCCUGAAACGCCGACACUCCUCUCUCCUAGAGCGGCCGAGUUUAUGGCAUCUCCCUUUGGUAUCACAGCGGCUGGAGACUUGGCUGUACCAACAUUAGCAACCGGUUCCGCCAAAGCACCUUUACCUCCGCAACAAGGGUCAUUUCUCACCUCAGAUUCCACAAGAGAGCACAUUCCUAGUGCGUUCGAUCCGAGAAGUCCGCAUCAGCAAGGCGAAGUUCCUGAGAUAUUCAGAAACAUCGAUGGAGUGCUGUAA